This is a messenger RNA of Trichoderma citrinoviride, 1176 nucleotides long. Its product is annotated as putative isomerase YbhE. Bases 1 to 1176 code for a protein of 391 amino acids. The record is from RefSeq and is a predicted model, not a curated record. Lineage: Eukaryota; Fungi; Ascomycota; Sordariomycetes; Hypocreales; Hypocreaceae. Gene Ontology annotation, molecular function: protein binding; 6-phosphogluconolactonase activity. The transcript has a single exon.
AUGUCCCGCCGUCUCCUCAUAGCUCGCCCCGGGCACAUCUACCUCGCCACAUACUCCUCCUCCUCCGCCUCCACCAUCCCCCAUAUCAAGAUCGACCUGGACCUCCCCUUCGCCGGCAAUCCCUCCUGGAUCGCCAUUCACCCCACAGACCGCAGCCUCCUCUACGCAGUCGACGAAAGCGGCUCAUCGCUGCACCUCUUCGAACUGAAUCUCAAGUCCAGCAAGCUCACGCAGAUCGCCCAGCGCGACAACGCCAGCAAAGGCGUCUGCCACCUCGAGUUCAACAAGCAAGGGACCCUCCUCCUGGGGUCCGCCUACGCAGAAGGCGCCAUCGACAUCUGGAACACGGAAGACCCGCGCGAGCCGCAGCUCGUGAUGACGCUGCCGUCGAAAGAUCCCGUCGUCGACGCGGGGAGGGUUCCGCAUGCGCACCAGGCCGUGGUUGAUCCGACGGGGCGCUUCUUCGUGGUGAACGACCUGGGGACGGAUUCCAUGCUCGUGCUGGACGCGCUGAGGCCGCAUGUCCCUGUCGUGCGGAGGGUGACUGUCGAGUCUGGGUCUGGGCCGAGGCACGGCGUGUUUUACCCUGGUGCUGCGGAGGGGGAGGUGGAAAAGGCGGCGACGCAUUACUUUUUGCUGUGCGAGACGAGUAAUCGGGUGGAAGUUUUUGAGCUCAAGUACAGGGAGGGGGAUAUCGAGUUUACGCCUGCGGGGAGCUAUUCUACGUUUGUUAUGAGUGAUGGGGAUGGAGAGGAGGGAGUGCCGAAGAGGGGGGCUUUUGCGGCGGCGGGGGAGAUUGUGUUGUCGAAGGAUAGCAGGCAUCUUUACACGUCGAAUCGGCUGACGACGGAUCCGACGGAGACGAUUGCCCAUUUCCGGAUCAUUACGGCUGAUGAAGAUGAUGGUGAUGGCGACAAGGAAGGGGGAGGACUGAAGCUGGAGCUGGUGGGGGAGACGUCGACGAGGGGGAAGCACCCGCGCAUGUUCAGCCUGAGCAGGGACGGGAGCGAGCUGUUUGUGGGCAACCAGGAGGGCGAGUGGGCGUUGGUGGUGUUGCGGCGGAGGGAGGAGGACGGGACGUUGGAGGAGGAACCUGUGGCGGGCAUCUUGAUGGAGGAUCUUGUUGCCAAGGGGAGUGAUGAGAAGGGGCCCAUGUUUGUGCUGGAGGUGGAGUGA